Molecule: messenger RNA, 6209 nt
Organism: Hypomesus transpacificus
Lineage: Eukaryota; Metazoa; Chordata; Actinopteri; Osmeriformes; Osmeridae
Gene: nckap5l
Product: NCK-associated protein 5-like
Exons: 13
Coding region: 364-4695 (1443 amino acids)
Biological process (GO): microtubule bundle formation; microtubule depolymerization
Cellular component (GO): microtubule plus-end
Source: RefSeq, a predicted model, not a curated record
CCUCCUCACUCGCCCAGGAACAAUGGGAGACAUGGCAGCCUCUGCAGACAGCACAGACGCACACACAGCCCACACGUCCCAGCAGAGGCCUUUUCUCUGUGCGGUUGUGUAGGGGAGACCGGCCUCAUUGACGAACAGGAGAGGAUCAAAACCUCCCAGAGACAUCUGUAGUUUGAUCAGAAGAGGCAAAUGUGAAGCUGUGGCCUUUUUUGGGUGCCUUGCAUUUGGCUGUGGACUGGGGAUCAGUCUGUCGGAUGCGCUGACUGGAUCCCAGGGAACACAGCAAGCUCCUUAGUUGUGAAGUUGGAGGACAGUGGAGCUUGACUCGUCUUCUCUAGACUCUGAGGAAGGCUGACAUCACAGAUGAGAACCAUGUCUGGUGAGACAGAGCCCAGGGUGUGUCAGGAGGACUUUGGAUCCGACGAGGGGGAUGUGGAGUCGUACCUGGAGGAGGAGGACAACAGCAGCGAGCUCUUGGACCGACUCAGAGACCUGGAGGCAGAGAACUCGGCUCUGAUGUUGGCCAAUGAAAGUCAAAGAGAGGCGUACGAAAGGUGUCUGGAUGAGGUGGCCAACCAUGUGGUGCAAGCCCUUCUGAACCAAAAGGACCUCCGAGAGGAGUGUAUCAAGCUGAAGAUGCUGGUGUUUGACCUGGAGAGACAGAACAGGGCCCUGUGUGAGCUCUUCCAGCAGAAGCCGUCCAGCCAGUCCAGUGCUCACUACCAGGUGCAGCCAGGACCCCUCCCUGAGUAUAAUAGCCAGCUGCACAAUGACUCUGCCAAGCAGGUGGAGACUGCCCUGACUGAAGCACACGCUAAGGGAAGUGCCUUCCGUCCCCAGCACGCGUCCCCCAGGCCCCGGGGCCCUGCGGCCUCCAUGGAGGCUCUCUCCCCCUUCUUUAAGAAGAAAGCACACAUCCUAGAGGUCCUGCGCAAGAUGGAGGAGACGGACCCGCUCAAGUUCCACCCCUCCUCCGCGGGCCUCUCCUUCUGCGACUACAGCCAGGUGCUCAUGUCCUCCGAGGCGGUGCUGGCUGGCGGGGAGCUGACCGUGCCCUGCCAGUCUCAUCUCCCACACUGCCGAUGCUCCUGCUCCGAGGCCGACAAACAGCCUCACGUCAACGGGGAGGUGGCCUCGGUGGCGUGCGAGGGCUGCCGCACAUGCUCGGCAUCCUGCAGGAAGAGCGUGGAGGGCCACGCCAAGUGCAGCCACGUCUGUAGCCCCGCAAAGGCCGGCUCAGCCCAGAACCCUGCUGCCCACACUGCCACGCCAGGUGAAUGUCACGUCAACAGCACAACAGCCGAGUCGGGUCUCCCCGUAAAACAACCUGCCGCUAAAGAGCACCAGCAACCAGGAGGUCCCUACCUGUCGAUCACAAGCACAGAUCCAAACCCGGCCAAUCCGAGUUUAGAAGACUGCCAGGUGGUGACCGGGUCAAAGUUCAGAGAGACAGACGAAGCACAGAACCCAGAGGAGGACUAUGUGCAGGGGGGUCAUUCAGACGAGGCUCCGUCCCUGCAUCCCAUCCCUGGAGAGGACAGCACGGUACAGGUGACGUACUGUGAGAUGGAAACCAGAGUGCUGACUCGCCACAUCCCGCUGGCCGCCGGCGCCGCGUCGAGCGAGGCGUCAGUCCCGGAGAAGGACGGCUCAGACCUGGAGGCGUCCUGCGGGAGGUCCAACGUCCCGGUCAGCCCCAGCCCCUCCUGCCUCAGUGAGGUCAAAGCUGCUGCUAUUUCCUCCCCCUCCAAGCUGCUUAAGUUCCUGAAGAUCCCCUCCAUGGGCGAGAGGGCCCAGAGCGGCAGCCCCGUGCGGCUCAGCCCCCAGCUCACACGCACCUCCCGCAUCCCCUGCCGCACCAACAACUACGAGGUGUACCACUCGCCGGUCCCCACACGCAGAGCCACCACCACGGAGAGGUGCAGGCAGCCCCCUGCCCCGCCCGCCAGGUCUGAGUCCUACCCGGCCACUCACUCAGCCCCCACCUCCCCUCCCCAGGCAGAGGAGCCCUGCCCCCCCCCGGGUAACUCCAGCCUCCCCAGCCCCAAAGUCAACCGGGCCUCCAGGCUGGGUCCGGCCCCCUCUUCAUCCUCUCCGCGGGCCUCUCAGCGGGUCCCUUACUAUGAAAAUGUCCCUGAACUCUCCGCCUCCAGCCAGCAGGGGGCGCUGGGGAGCUGUGAGAACAGGACCAGCCUGCCUUCUCAAACCAAGCCCGGCGGUGGAGACAGAAAGCUUGUAAAGUCCCUUCCCGAGGGAGGUAUGGUCAGUCCGCCUUAUCAGUGCCCCUCGUCCUCUUCCUCCUCCUCCUCUUCCACGGACUCGUCGUCAGAGCAGGAGGCGGAUGUGGAGAGCCCGGCCUGGCACGGCCAACACAGCCUGCCCAACAACUCUGGCCUCCACAGACCCCAGGGAGGUCACAGUGCUAACUCCACCAGGGCCCCCAACAGAGCCCUGGACACAGAAGAAAGAGACUCGGUCAUUGUGAACACCAACAUCUCCCAGGGUCCUCCUCCUCCCCCCAAGAGGAGUGACCCUUCCUCCAUCCCCAAGAGGCCCGGCGCAGUGAGACAGCCCGUGGAAUCUUGUCACCACACCUUCAAAGACCGACUGGCCGCUCUGGGAAAACUGAGGAGCUCCGAGGAUUUACAAGUGGGUCUGCAGCCGGGCGACGUGGCAGACACCGCGCAGAGUGACGAGAGCUCGGUCGUCAUUGGCGACGAGAGGAGUAGGGCAGCGGGGAAGCCACUGGAUCAUCAUGUGGAGCAGCAGAAACACCCGAAAUACACCGAAUGUCUGGAUGGGAAGCCCAAAGGUCAUUUUCCGGGUGGUGGUUUGAAGCUCCCUGGAGCCUCUCUAUCACAUGACUCAGGGGUCAAACAUCUGCCGUCUGGGCCCUCGGGCGCCAAGCCAGAGCAUGAUGUGGCCUCCUUCAGAGUAGCUGUAGCCAAGACAGACAGCCCUAAGAGUAAACUAGGCCUGCUGUCCCCCAACACAGACACUCCCCAGGUUCUACGCAACAACAUGAAAUGCCCAGGCUCCCUGAACCUCUCUUACAAUAGUAAACCUGGACCUGGGACCCACAGCAGCGUCGGCCCCAGCCCCAGCAAAGUCCCCCCAAAGUCCCCCUCCAAACCCUGCCAAGCGCCGUCCGUCAGAAUGGGUAAACCCUCGGAAGCCCCGCGCUACUCCUCCAAGUCGGAGGAGCGCUCCAAGAUCGGUGGCAACAAGAAGAAGAACCUGGCCUACGGAGACAGCCUCCCUCCUCCUCCCCCCAGACCUCCCACCGACACCGGGGAGGAACCUCCCCCCGUCCCCAGCCCCCAGUCGGCCAUCGAGCAGAAGGUCAUGAAGGGCAUUGAGGAGAACAUGCUCAAGCUGCAGGAGCAGGACCGAGGGGCACAGCCCCCCGAGGUCAAGCAGAAAGCCUCCAACGGCAUCGCCAGCUGGUUCGCCCUGAAGAAGAGCAAGCUGCCGGCGCUGAGCCGCAAGGCGGAGGGCCCCAAGGCCAAGGAGGAGAAGAGGGAGUGGAAGAUCAACAUCCCAUCGGUGGGGAAGGACUCCAGGGUGGCGGCCAGGUGCAAGGAGGGCGUGGAGGGCCUGAAUAUUUCCACGCUGAUGGAGAAGGCGGAGGGCCUGCGGAGGGCGCUGGAGGAGGAGAGGGCCUACGUGGAGAGGUCAGGCAGGGGUCACUCCUGCGAGGUGGUCAUGGAUCAGGCCCAGGGCCAGCUGGCCGUCAUGUACAGGGGAGGGCGCUCCGACAAUUUCAUGCAGCAGUUGCUCAACCGAGUGGAUGGGAAGGAUGUCGUCCCCAGCUUCCCGCAGAGACGUCUGUCGUUCGACUGCAAGUCGUCCAGAGCUGUUUUCAACCAGCAGAGCGACGGCAGCAUCAGCCACACCACCAGCAGAGAGGACAUGGAGAAGGGAUCAGAUUCGAUGAGCAACGUGACCUCAGAUGAGAUUCUAGCGGACCCGGUUCACUCCCAGCACUUUGCAAGCUCUGGGGCCUCCACGUACACCCUGGACAGUGGCAUUGGCACCUUCCCCCUGCCUGACUACAGCAGCGGGGCAGCAGGGAGGAGCCUCUCCAAGGCCAGGGCUGGAGCCGACGGCCAGGCCGCGGGCUCCCCAGGCAGGUCCAACCGCAGGUCCAGGACUCUGGACAGGGACAUGUCCACUCUGGAGGAAUGCUACCCAGCACACAAACAGCUGAUUCCCACCAUCCAGUACGGCUGUGGGCUGGAGGGGAAGAGCCCAUCCCUGAUGCAGACAGCUGGUGUCAUCCAUGAAGAUAAGGAAGCAUAUGGAGCCCACAUGUUCACCCCCCGCUCCAAAACCUGGACCUUCCCCAGCCUGAAGACCCCAGCUGGCCCUGCAGACGUGUACCUGGCCGUGGAGGAGGAGCCAGCCCCCUAUGGAUCUCCCUUCAGAGGGAGUCUUAAGCCCUGUGGCCCAUCUGCUUCUCGUGCUGCCAUGGACCCCAGCAGCCUGCCCGUGCCUGCCCAGACAGGCCUGAGCCGCCGGGGGAAAACUCGCACUCCAAGCGUCCCCGAGAUGAGCCGGGAGGCGGGGCUGGAGCUUUUGAGGGAACGGCCAGAGGAAGCCCUGUCCCCCAGCCGCCCCCAGGUCCUAGAGACCCCAGAGUCGCUCAGUGACUCUCUUUACGACAGCUUGUCUUCCUGCGGCAGCCAGGGAUGAUGGAGGGAAGAUGGAGGCAAGAUGGAGGGAAGAUGGAGGGAAGAUGGAGGGAAGAUGGAGGAGGGACAGAAGCAAGUCUCUACUGUGCUGCUGCUCACCUUAACCCUAAAGGACACAGUAUCAGACUCCCCUGAGGAGUCCCCUCACAAUGCUCUUAGUCUUACCAGUUCCUCUUUCUGUGGACAGUUUAACUGGAAAGAUAGACCUCUCCUCAGGAUAGCUUAUAAAACCCCAAACCAAAACCCAGAGGUUCUACAGACUUAUUCGCUGUUGAUGCUCAGUUAUGGAAUAGAAUGGAAUGGGCAUUGACUGGACACACCCUGUCAGCCACAACAUUUUAUGACAAUUCCGGACUGCCAAAAUGCAUGGGCCCCUUAACUAUCGCACACACAUUGAGUGUAAACAAGUUAAUUAAUGUUCUGACAGUUACUGAUUAUGCCUCAUUCUUUCUCUCUUACUCUGGCCCUUAUAACGAGGGAUCUUACGUACUUUUCUUUUUUAUGAAUUCAACGCAGUUAAUUCCAACUGUUCUCAUUAUCUUUUUAAACAGUAAUGUACUGAAAGAAUAGGAUAAAUAUGACACAUUUCCUUAAUAUGAAGCUCUCAAAAAUGAAUGUUUAUGUCUGUGAUUUUUCAUUGUUGAUUAUACAUCAUUGUACAUCAGUUUUAUUGUAUGAAAAUAAUUUGCUUAUGAGGCUAAACAUAUUUCUCUUUUUACUGCCGAUAAAGGAUGUCUCAUUUGUUUGCCUGUUUAAAUCGUAAUACUUUGAAGGUAAUAUAUACCAGCAAUAAUAUCAUAGAAGAGAAAUGGCUACACAAUCUGAUGAAUAUGUUUUUCUAAUAUUUAUUUAUUUUAUGUGACGUGAAAUGUACAUCAUUUGUGAUUAUCAUUUUGUAACAUUUCUGUGAAAAUGCAGUUCCCUAGCAGAAGUAGGUUAUGUUGAUCUUCGUCAUAUUGUCUCUGUUGUUUGUCCCCCUAGCUAAAAUAUCUGUACCAACGCCAGGUCUUCAACUUUCUCAUUAAAACUGUUGAACUUUCUCAUGCAUUUGAUUAAAUUUACUUUUGAUCUUAAAAUGUAUUCUUGAUUUUAAGUGACUAUAAGCAUCUUAUACAAGUCAAAACCUCAUGAGAAAACCACAAAAAAUUAUUCACUUGCUUUCAACAAGUUUAUUUGAGCAAAUGUAUCAAAUUGCUAGAUUUUUAUAGUACAUCAGGAAAAUAAGUUUCACAUUAUACAGACUUUGAAGGAAAUAAAAUGUCACAUUUGGCAAAUGUCAACCUUUGUAAUUAAAGGAAAUGUAUUCAAUAAAUGUACUUUGAGACCCAUAGAAUGUAGCACUUCUGAUGAAACUUUCCACUGAUAUCUGCCUGGUUUUACUGGCUUUCAAGAGAGAAGACCAAAAAGUGCACUUGGAAAUCUGCUGUGGGGUCAUGGAAGGUGAGGGAGGUCAUGGUUCUGACGAGACACAUGAGUUAUGCAAUGGUACAACUAUUACAAUGCUGCUUGUAAAAA